GAUUGGAUCUAGUUUUCACCUGUGCGCUCUACCAUGUAGCCAGCACACCUUAGGGCGGGAAACUGUGCUGGUCUGUUUGUAAUAACUCUUCCUCCUUUCCUGCACUAAGAACACAUUUCUUUGCCCGCUGGGUGUAACGCUCCUCCGAGGCAACGGCCCUCAGGCUCAGGAAAGCCUCUGGCGGGAUACAUUCAGAGGAUCUGCGACAGAACAGUGAGAUUUGCGUGCGGAGACCUCUAAGAUGCAACUGGACUCAAAUGAAAAGGCAAUGAAAGCGUUCGUAAUACGCCUCCCGGUGGUUUGGGCUACAGCAGAGGAAGAGGGCUGUCCCUCCGGAAUGUGUAUUUAGACGAUUCCACACGGCGUGUUCAAAUGGGGUGGGGGUGGGUUGACUCGAGAUUCCGUUCUCAGUGAAAGCACCGCCCUUCCGCAAGCUGCGAUCUUCGGGACAGCGAUGAGCUUCUGCUAGGAACCGAAGCCGAGGAUUCGGCGGCCGGGGUUCCGCCCCAGGCCUUCCCCUCCGGAAAGCCGCGCGAUGGCCGAAGGCAUCCUCCUCCUGACGGAAUCCAGCUCCGAGGGAGAAGCCGAGGGAGGGUAUUGCAGGGCUCGCCGCCGGCGCCAGCUCAAAAGAAAGCGGAGGCGGCGCUGCCUGCAGGCAGCCUCGGAGGUGAUUGAUCUGACUGGAGAUGAUCUGGUUGGGAAAACAGCUGUGUACCAUGACUUUGGUGUAAUCGAUUUGACACAGACUGAAGAUACAAUGGUCAGCCCUCUUCGCAAUGGUGGCUAUGUUUCUCUAGAUCUAAUACACUCGACUCCAGCCAGCAUACAGCCUGUAUACUCUCCUAAAAUACUCACCACUCUGAAAGAUACUGAAAGGACUCUUGAGAUGUCACUUGACUUGUGGGAAAGGAAACAACCAUCCCCCAAGGAAGAUGCCAUCCAACCAGCCUGUUUUCAAGGCAGCUUUGCCCUUGUCCCUAGUUACAGUGGGGACUCUGAAAGCAGUAGCCAUACCACUUACAACAGUGAUUUAGGAUCUUUGGGGAGUCCACAGCUGGGCUCAGAUGUUUUCUCUAUCUCUUCAGCCAAUGGUAGCAGUGAACAUGAAACAUUCCAGGACUCUGUAGAAGAUGAUCCUAGUAGCUGUCCACCUGCAGGAGAUCUUAACCCCCAGCUUUCUCUUCCUGAUCAGAGACACUCUCCAAACUCCCUCUUUUCCCAGUGUCCUCUGAAUGCCACAACAACUCCAACAGAAGAUGACCAGUUUAUGGUAGAGACAAAUAGCUCAACAUCAGGUGCUGUAAAGCCAGAUGCUCAGGAACCAACUCAGCAGAUUGACAUCAAAAUCUGGAUGAAAACAUUGCUGUAUUUCCCUGGGGUGCCUGUACAUCACCCCUUCCUCCACAACGUAGUAUGUGAAAAGGAUGCCAUACAGAACAAGCAACAGAAAGCCCAGCCUAUACCAUCCCGUAGAUUGAGCAUGGUAUCCAACACUAUAGAGGAGAACUUCUUCCGGGGGACCUUGGAUUUCCUCAUGGAUUAUGUAUCCUCCAAGUACUAUCCUCCCAAAAAGACUAUGCAGAUUGUGGUCAGACAGAUUUUGCUGAGCUCAGAAGUACAACAAGAGAUACUGAGAGAUGCCUACAUGCUGAUGAUGAAAAUCCAGGCACUUCAUCCCGCAAAAGCUGAUACAGUGGUAUGGGACUGGGACCUGCUGCAUGAGGUCAUGACAAAGCAGGAAGAAAAGUUUCCUGGACGACUCCUGUUCUUGAAUUACGUGAUCCAGACUUUGGAGGAUGACUUCCAAACAGCAGCCAGACAAGGCAUUCUGCACAAAUCCAUUGCCAAGAAAAUGCUUUCCUGUGACCAGUGCUUCUGCAACGUAAAGGAACUGAUUGAUUGGCUUGUAGCUGCGGUCACUGGAACAAGAUUUUCCCAGCACAGAGAUCUACAGGCAGUAUGUCCUUUGUCAGAAAUAUCAGAGGACAAGAACAGCAUUUCUGUACCAGAACAUUUAGCCAAAACUGCACAAACAGAAAAUCUCUCUCUACAGUUUCAGUUUCAGAGGGAGGUGGCACUUCUCCAGAGGAUGCUUUCUAUAGCUGUAGAAGUGGACAAGUCUCCAAACUGCAGUGUCAAUAAGAUUGCAGAUGUGGUAUUUCCAUCAGUGCUGAAUAUUCCCAAGCGCUGCCAGAGGGAAGCUUUCCUAAGCACUAUGGAAUGUCAUCUUCUGCGCUGUAAAGUGCUGGAGCUCAUUUUUCACCACAGCUGUAACAAACCUAGUUGUAACAAACCUAUCCAUCUGCCCUUGUCUAUGGAAAAGAUCUUGUAUUUUCUGAUGCACCUUUCUCUGCCGAUGCAAUACCAGAUUCUCUGUUCACAGGACAAUGAAGCAACAUGGCAGAGAUGGGAUGAGAUGCUUUACCAGCUUAAUUUACUGGUGCUGAGUUAUCACAGAAUAGUCCUUGGACACUUAAGGAGCUCAGUGUGUGAACGGAUCAAUUUGAUUAUCAGAGCUGCCAAACCUAAACUACAGUCACAUGAUUCCAUCCCAGAUGCAGAUGUCAGGAUAAAUAGUUUCCAGAAACAGCUUUUGCAAACUCUGGGACAACCACUUCCCUCACCUAUCAAAGAAAAGAUUGAUCUACUCAGAGUAUUGUUUCAUACUGCUACAGAUAUUUAUAGAACUUUUGAGCACUUUGAUGGACCUCCUGGGGAUUAAAGUAGCAGAGCAAUAGUUCUUCCAUUCUAGAGAAUCCUCACUACAAACACAACCUCUUUUUUUAUAUUCAGGUAAUGCUUUAUACCACUAGCCCGCGGGCAGCACAACCAGUUAUACAAGUUUAUUUUAGACUUCUGUAAUACGGAUUUAACAGUGUUUUUGUUCCCAUUUCAGUUUUGUACAGGUUUUUUUGUAAUAAAUUAUUUCACUAAGGUCA
Molecule: messenger RNA, 2939 nt
Organism: Heteronotia binoei (common prickly gecko)
Lineage: Eukaryota; Metazoa; Chordata; Lepidosauria; Squamata; Gekkonidae
Gene: SIMC1
Product: SUMO interacting motifs containing 1
Exons: 10
Coding region: 536-2722 (728 amino acids)
Source: RefSeq, a predicted model, not a curated record